AUGACAGCUGUCAACGCAACGGAAAAAUGCCCAAUAGUUGUAGAUCUAAUCACAAAAGGAGAUGCUUUGGAAACGACCAAUGAAGCAGAAAAGGAAACAUCACCGGAAAAGGAGCCACCAAAACCUAAAAAGCUCAAAGAGACAGAAAAAAAUAAAAAGCAGAAAACGAGAUUGAUAAUCACGGAUGAGGAAAUAGAUGCACAUCUGUAUAAACGUUCGUUUGAGCUCUCUGACAAUAAUUUAACAUAUGAGAUCGCGAAAUUGAAAAAGAUGAGCAAAAAAGCAGCUCACGGGUUCAUGAUUCAAUUGCGUCAGCGUGCAAAAGCUGAAAAAGGAGAUUCGCCUAAGAAAGCGAACGAUGCAAAAGCGAGCAAUGUCAAUCCUCCUGCACUUCUUCCAUGGUGUCCUGAUGCUCAUUCCCUCAUUCCUCGAGGAGUGCUUUCCGAGUUGAGCCAAAGCGAGCAAACUCGUUACCUAGGGAUUUGCCAGAAUCUGAUGAAUUCAGGAUCAGUCCGAUUCGUACACAAUUUGAAAGAACUGAGGGAUUUUCAAAAACGAGCCGACCCGGAGCGAAGCUACGUGGAAUCCUAUGUUUUUGAUAUGAUAGAGAGCAAUCUGGAAAGUGAAACUUCGAUUCAUAAGGACCAUCCUUUGUCUUUCGUGCAUAAUAUGGCCCGUGGAUUUGUAUUGAAACGUUGGAAAAAACGUUGGUCUGAUCACAACUUUCCAAAAAAGUUUGACUGCUCAUCACCUGUGUGCUCAGUUGAAUGGAAAACGCAAGCGUGUUUCACAGAACAGGACAAUUUCCCCAAUCUCGUAACAACCGUUCUGAAAGGACGCCACGAUAGGAUUCAGCUUCCGAGUCUCGUUCGCCGUUGUAUGCUGGAAACAUCUAGAUUGUACAAUAAUUAUCCUACUGAAGCCAGCGAUUCCGAUCGCAUAAUUGACGAUUUUGAUAAUAUAACAAAGAUGUGCCUUGAAUACGGCGCUCGAGUAGCGAUGGAUGCAACCACUGCUUGCCAUUUGAUGAGUGAACCUUUUGCUGGGCAUGAAUACUCAUAUGCUGUACCUAUCCGUGUUGUAGAAAAAGUUGUUCAAGGAACAACGACGAACGUAGCUGUCCUUGGUAAACCGCGCCCACUUGGUGCAGUCGAGCCGGUAACCAUCCAUCGGCAAUUUAUCAAAUAUUUAUUGAAGUCAACAUAUGUCACUAAGAAGGGGAGAACGUACUCAGUAUUCUCUAUCAUUGGAUCAAAUGUGCUAGUGCGCUCUCGCCCUGCACCACUCUGUUCUGAAGGGCAUCAAUCUUUGAAAUCUAUGCCGUUGUCUUUCCAGCCCAAAGUUGAAUACAUCCCGAAUGCUGGAGCUAUGCGCUUACUUGAUGCGGAAUCUGGUUGGAAUUAUUGCAAAGAGAUUUUCAAGCAGUCUGCCAAUCAUGCUCUCUUCAGGACUCACUUCAACUUCCGACUAUCGACUGGGAGUGAACAGCAGUGGACUGGACCUACUAUUCGGCAGGACGCUAGACGAAUGUUAUCUGCGCACACUACUCGGUUCGCUAAACUUGUCGAAGAAAUUAGCCACCUUCCACAUGGUGACUACAUGCUCAUCAAUAGGAAUGACGGUGUUGUUAAAAUUGUGCCUCAGCUGGAUGAGCAUAUGGAUGCGUGA
This is a messenger RNA of Ostertagia ostertagi, 1668 nucleotides long. NCBI's taxonomy places the organism in Eukaryota, Metazoa, Nematoda, Chromadorea, Rhabditida, Trichostrongylidae. The record is from the annotation of a GenBank genome assembly.